GUUUGUGUCUUGCAGACGUCCAGCAGCUGAUCGGUAAUCCAGAAGAAGUUUCCCCUCAGUUAGGGGGGAGCUCCACUUUGAAGCAGGAGACUCCACAACCACCCUGCAUUAAAAAGGAAGAGGAGGAACUCUGCAUCACUCAGGAGGGAGAGUGUCUUCUAGGACGAGAGGAAGCUGAUUACACCAAGUUUCCACUGAGUAUUCUCUCUGUGAAGACUGAAGAUGAUGAAGAGAAACCACAAGUAGACAACCUCUUAGCUCCACUAUCAGAUAGUGAGGCUGAAGACGAGGUUGAAGAACCUUUGAGCAGCGAUAAAGACUGUGAAGGUGAUAUGAGGACUCACACUGACAACAAACACUCUGAAUGCUCUACAAAGAAGAAAGGGAAAAAAAUUUUGAGCUGCUCAGUUUGUGGUAAAAGUUUUGCUCACAGGAGUAAUUUGGCUUACCACAUGAGAACACACACAGGAGCAAAACCAUUUAAUUGUUCAGUUUGUGCCAAAAGCUUUUCUCGAAAUUAUGGUUUGACUGAACACAUGAGAACACACACAGGUGAAAAACCAUAUAAUUGUUCAGUUUGUGGCAACAGCUUUUCUCAAAGUAGCCAUUUGACUCAACACGUGAGAACACACAGAGGAGAAAAAACAUGUAAUUGUUCAGUUUGUGGCAAAAGCUUUUCUCGAAAAAGCGCUUUGAAUGAACACAUGAGAACGCACAGAGGAGAAAAACCAUGUAAUUGUUCAGUUUGUGGCAAAAGCUUUUCUCGAAAAAGCCAUUUGACUCAACACAUGAGAACACACACAGGUGAAAAACCAUUCAAUUGUUCAGUUUGUGGCAAAAGCUUUUGUCAAAAUGUCAAUUUGACUCAACACAUGAGAACACACACAGGUGAAAAACCAUUUAAUUGUUCAGUUUGUGGCAAAAGCUUUUGUCAAAAUAGCAAUUUGACUCAACACAUGAGAACACACAAGUGGAAAACCAUUUAAUUGUUCAGUUUGUGGCAAAAGAUUUUCUCAAAAUAGCUAUUUGAGUCGACACAUGAGAUCACACAGGUGAAAAACCAUUUAAUUGUUCAGUUUGUGGCAACAGCUUUUCUCAAAAUAGCCAUUUGACUCAACACAUGAGAACACACAGAG
This is a messenger RNA of Nerophis lumbriciformis (worm pipefish), 1136 nucleotides long. The record is from RefSeq and is a predicted model, not a curated record. Lineage: Eukaryota; Metazoa; Chordata; Actinopteri; Syngnathiformes; Syngnathidae.